Cetraspora pellucida is the source of this 1573-nucleotide messenger RNA. Lineage: Eukaryota; Fungi; Glomeromycota; Glomeromycetes; Diversisporales; Gigasporaceae. The record is from the annotation of a GenBank genome assembly.
AUGGACUUCCCAAACGAUGUAUUACAUCACAUAAAUGUAGCUGUAGUUGUGAUGAUAUUAAAAACAACUCAUGGUUAUACUUUUGAAGGCCUCAAUGAUUUAAACGACAAAGACACUGGUAUGUCUGAUGAAAUGUGGGUAAUGUCAGAAAAACUCCAUGAUAUAUUAAUAGAAUGUUUACGUACUGAAGACUCUGUAUUAAAAUUCAUUAACUGGUUUUUCGACGGGAUUCGAAAAACUUUUGGUUCUCGAGAUGAUAUAAAUGAUAAUACUUUAUCACUUCCUGAUGUUUGUUUUCAAUGUGAACAUCCUUAUACCAGUGAUAAAUGGUGUAGGUCUUGUGAAACUUAUUUAUUCGAAGCAAAUUUUCAUAAUUGGUCUACUGGAAAUGUUGAGUUGAAUAAAUUAAUUCGUCAAUCUCAACUAAAUUCUGUAAAUGAUCAAAAUUUCUUGAAAUGGUUUCCUUUCUCUCAAUUUAAACAUUUAAAAGAUAUUGGUUCCGGUGGUUUUUCUUCAAUGUUUUCAGCUCGUUGGUCAAAUGAUGUUUUGGAUGGUACUUUACAACAAUGGGUUACAAAUAUGGAAAUACAAAUAAUUCUUGAUUAUGUUAAAAGUCAUAAUGUACAUUUAACUGAAGAAGAUUGGGAUACUAUCUUGUCGGAAUUUAUGAAAAAAAUGAGAGCAAUUUUUGAAGCUCGUAAAACUUUGAAAUGUAAACCUAUAAGCGAAAAUGAUACUGAAUCUAUAAAGAAUCAUUCUAGUACUUCUCUACGGAGUACACGUACACCUAGUUCCGAUUCUAUACACGCAACUUCAAAGAUGAUUAAGCAUGUGCCGGAAACAACUUCUCCUUUGAAGAAACGUCUUUAUCAAACGGUUGCACUUAAACGAUUACAUAAUUCCUCGAAUAUCUCAUCAAAAUUCAUCAAUGAGUUUAAAUCUUAUCAAUCGGUUUUGAAAAGUGAUAGAAUUCUUCGUUGCUUCGGUUUAACUCAAGACCCCGAAACAAGUGAUUAUUUUUUGGUCUCACAAUACGCAAAUGAUGGUGAUUUAAAUAAUUACCUUCGUCAAAAUUUUGUUAAUAUUGAUUGGUGGCAACGAUUAGAAAUAUUAAGAAAAAUUGUAAGAGGGAUAAAGGACAUUCAUGAUGCUAAUUUGGUUCAUCAUAAUUUACAUGGUGGUAACAUAUUACGUCACAUAGAAAAUUCUUCUUCAAAAUAUUUGAUCGCUGAUUUUGCCGCUGAUAUAUAUAGUUUGGGUAUGCUCAUGUGGCAAUUUACUUCUGGUGUACCUCCUUUCCUUGAUCAUUCAAUUUUGAAAUUUACUUCUUCAAAAAAAGAUUAUUCUACUUCUUUCACUGAAGCUGAAAAAUUUAGACAAAAUUCUUUGACUAAAUCUCCUCAAAUUGAUAUAGAUGAUUCUUUGAAAUUUCCUUCUUCUAAACUUCUUAUUUUUAAUAAUCUUCCUGAACCAAAAAAUUCUGAAAUUACUCUUAAAUCCGGUAUAUCUGAUAUAUCUCUUAAUUCUAAUGAUGGUCCAAAAAUUUCUGAUUCUUCGGAAAAUAAACCACAAG